This is a messenger RNA of Mesitornis unicolor (brown roatelo), 2426 nucleotides long. RefSeq names its product collagen alpha-6(IV) chain-like. The record is from RefSeq and is a predicted model, not a curated record. Lineage: Eukaryota; Metazoa; Chordata; Aves; Mesitornithiformes; Mesitornithidae. The annotation marks the transcript as partial. The transcript has 22 exons.
GGUCACCCUGGGCAACCUGGACCUAGAGGUCUGCCUGGCCUCGAUGGCUGCAAUGGUACUACUGGGAGCCCUGGCGUUUCUGGAUCAGAUGGGUUUCCUGGACUACCUGGGCUGCCUGUACGUCCUAACUCAAAUCCAGUGUUUUGUAGUCGUCACUAAGCCAGGAUUUGCGUUUCAUGUCACUGUUGGAAAAGGUCGUCCUGGCCCAAAAGGCCUUAAAGGAGAACCCAUUUUUGCUCAAGGCAGUCUUAAAGGAAUGAAGGGAGAAAAUGGUCUUCCUGGAUUGGAUGGAAUUGCUGGCCCAAAAGGUUUUCCAGGUCCGAUAGGUUCUGCAGGCACUAUAGGAUUACCAGGUUUGCAGGGUCCAAUGGGUCCUCCUGGGCCACCAGGUCCAAAAGGUGAUGUAGGGCUGCCUGGCCCUCCAGGUCCCCCACCAUCCACUGGAAUACUGGAAUUCAUGGGAUUUCCAAAAGGGAAACAAGGAGAAAAGGGUGAGCCAGGCCCUCAAGGAUUCCCAGGAGACAAAGGAUUGCCUGGCAUGCCGAUCACAGAUUUAAUGUUCACAAUUUUCCUCAGGGCUUUGGAGGUGUUGGAGAAAAAGGAGAAAAAGGUGUACCUGGCUUACCGGGUGGCAGGGGUCAUCCAGGUGUUCCGGGCUAUCCAGGACUGGAUGGAGUUGGAGGCAGGAAGGUGGACAAGUAUGAUCUACCUGAUAUUGGUCAACAUGCUGGGUGAAUCAGGUGACAUUGGUCCCCGAGGCCCUCCUAUCGUUAUUGACAGGGAAGGUGUCAUCUUUUCAGGUGCCCAGGGUGACCCUGGAAACCCAGGAAUACCUGGUCCUCCAGGAGAUGAAGGGAUUAGUGGCUUACCAGGCCUUCCAGGAGUUCCAGGGUUUCCAGGUCUGGAAAGAGAUGGAAUGGGCCCUGGAGGGUCUCCAGGUAUUCCAGGUGUGAAGGGUGAAGUGGGAGAACCAGGAGGAGCAACGAUUGGAUUACCAGGCACUCCUGGCAGGGGUGGAUUACCGGGUCUUCCAGGAGCACCAGGAUUGCCAGGUUCACCACGCCCUUCAUUCCCCCCAGACACGAUCUUGGAUGGAAGGAUUGGGGGCCCAGGGGAGCCUGGACAAAGAGGGCUGCCAGGAGCUUUGGGUCCAAAGGGGUACAAAGGAGAGGCAGGUGAUUGUGCUUGUGAUGGAGGAGUUACAAGAGCUGGCCUAAAAGGCAUCUCAGGUCCACCAGGUCCAUCGGGAAGCCCUGGUGUGCCUGGGAUUAAGGGCAUUGGUGGAGACCCAGGCACUGUGGGCGCCCCAGGACUGCGAGGCCCUCCGGCUUUGACUGGCCAGCAAGGUCUUCCAGGUCUUAAGGGAGCAAAAGGAGAUUCAUCCUACGCUACAGGCAAAGGUGUUCGUGGGGACCGUGGUGCGACAGCACCCAGAGGACCUUCAGGCAUCCCGGGAACCCCUGGCAGGGAUGGACUUCCAGGCUUGCCAGGCCCACCAGGCCCUCCAGGCGAUGGUGGGCUAGGUUUCCCAGGUGAAAAAGGACUGCCAGGAUUACCUGGGUCCAAGGGCCAUCGUGGAGAAACUGGUUCUCCUGGCGUUGGAUAUCCAGGUCCUAGUGGACUUCGUGGACCACCUGGUGACCCAGGAAUGGAUGGGUUUCCCGGACAAGAGGGUCUUCCAGGCCCUCGAGGUAUCACCUUGCCCUGCAUAGUUCCUGGAGCAUAUGGGCCCCCAGGGACUCCCGGCUUUCCAGGAUUGCCAGGUCCCAAAGGCAGCAAAGGCUUUCCUGGCAUUCCGGGCCAACCUGGAUUACAUGGGUCAAAAGGACAGCUGGGGUCUCCAGGAAUAAUAGGCUUGCAAGGAGAACCUGGCUUCCCUGGGCCUCGAGGAGAGCAGGGGUCACAAGGACUUCCAGGACUGGAUGGAACAGAUGGUGUGCCUGGGAAAAUAGGAGCUUUAGGCUUAGUUGGAACAAAAGGUGCACCUGGAGAUGUACUUGGUGCUGAGAGUGGAGCCCUGGGAGAGCGUGGGCGACCUGGGCUCCCAGGUGAUAAAGGGCUCACAGGUGAUAUUGGAUUUCCAGGACCAAAAGGGUUAGACGGAAGACCAGGCCUCCUAGGUAUUAAAGGCGAUCAGGGUAAUCCAGGAUAUUCGGGUGUUCCUGGAUUGCGGGGACCUCCUGGUCCUGGAGGUCCUUUUGGCAUUAAGGGAAAACCAGGACCCUUGGGGUCGGUUGGCCUCGCAGGAGCACCAGGACUUCCUGGAGUCAAAGGCUUGACUGGGGAUGUAGGUCCACAAGGCCCUGCUGGUAUGAAAGGCUUCCCAGGUCUUGAUGGUGCUCCAGGAUCUCCUGGGGAAAGAGGAUUCUUAGGGCCACCUGGGCCUUUUGGUCAAGAUGGACGUCCAGGUUUCUCUGGGCCAAAAG